UAAACGCUGUAGUUUUGUUAAUGUAUUUUUAUUAAGAAUAUUCAAAUCGAAGCUAUCGCUUUCGUGAAGAAACUUUAUUACGGAAGUUGACAGUCUUUAGCGAUGUGUUCAACAAUUUUUCUCACGUGUACGAUCGAUGAAGUUAACGCGAAUCCGACAGAUUCACUUUCGACAAAUAUUUGUAUGUAAAAAACAAAUUUUUAAAGAUGCCUUAUAAACGCAAGAAGUAUCAUAGAGGUGACACGCAUUUGAAAAAAGGUUGGAGAACGAAACGAAGAACCAAGGAUCUAGACGAGAUCGAUGAGGAUUUGAAGGGGAACGCGAAGAAUCUGCUAAAUCAGGAAGUGGAUUUUGAUAAACCCGGGGCGGCGCAACAUUAUUGUAUCCAUUGCGCGAGGUAUUUUAUAAACGAAACUGCUCUGCGCACUCAUUUUACUACCAAAGUACAUAAACGACGAUUGAAGGCACUCGAGUUAGAACCAUACAGUAUCGAAGAAUCAGAAAGGGCAGCGAGUAAGGGAAAUUAUAUUACACCGCAAAAACGAAAAAUCGAAACUGUAACGCGAGGAACUUUUAAUGAAAAAGACACAGAUGAUGCGCCAAAAGCUAAAGCUAUGAAAAUAGAUGAAUAA
Cataglyphis hispanica is the source of this 632-nucleotide messenger RNA. Its product is annotated as zinc finger protein 593 homolog. Bases 207 to 632 code for a protein of 141 amino acids. The record is from RefSeq and is a predicted model, not a curated record. Gene Ontology annotation, molecular function: zinc ion binding; nucleic acid binding. NCBI's taxonomy places the organism in Eukaryota, Metazoa, Arthropoda, Insecta, Hymenoptera, Formicidae. The transcript is spliced from 3 exons.